Lepus europaeus (European hare) is the source of this 4310-nucleotide messenger RNA. It is a transcript of the gene TRAPPC11, whose product is annotated as trafficking protein particle complex subunit 11. The transcript has 30 exons. The coding region runs from base 168 to 3569 and encodes 1133 amino acids. NCBI's taxonomy places the organism in Eukaryota, Metazoa, Chordata, Mammalia, Lagomorpha, Leporidae. The record is from RefSeq and is a predicted model, not a curated record.
GGUCCGGCCUGCAGGAGCCUGCGGCGGGGCCGCGGCCGUGGGGACGGGUCCGGACGUUCUGUGGCCCCUCUGCCUGCUUCCCGUCAUCUUCUCCCGCCUGGCGGCGAUCGGCCACGGCUGCUGCGGGUCCGGGGCGUGCGGCCUGGCUUUUUCAUGACAACCUGACCAUGAGCCCCACACAGUGGGACUUCCCUGUGGAAUUAUGCUGCCGGCCUAUGGCUUUUGUUACCCUUACGGGCCUGGAUGUCGUGUAUAAUGCUGUGCAUAGAGCUGUCUGGGAUGCCUUCUGUGCCAAUCGGAGAGCUGACCGAGUACCAAUUUCUUUCAAGGUGCUCCCAGGUGACCAUGAGUAUCCCAAAUGUAGACCCAAGAGAACUUCAUAUGAAUGGUACAUUCCUAAAGGGAUCUUGAAGACUGGCUGGAUGAAUAAGCAUCUGAAUCUGGUGCCCGCCCUGGUGGUUGUGUUCUAUGAGCUGGACUGGGAUGAACCACAGUGGAAGGAAAAGCAGUCCGAGUGUGCUACCAGAGUGGAGAUCGUCAGGCAAAGUUUACAAGGAAGAAACACAAAAGUUGCAGUGGUUCUGAUUCAGAAGAAAACCCCUUUGCCUCCAGGAGAAGAUGUUGUUGCUUCAGAAAGGGCUGCGGCUUUGUGCAAUGCAUGUGAACUCUCAGGGAAGUCUCUGUUUGUCCUGCCCCACACUGACCACCUUGUGGGUUAUAUUAUACGAUUAGAAAAUGCUUUUUAUGAACAUGCACAGACUUACUACUAUACUGAGAUCAGAAGAGUGAAAUCUCAUAAAGAAUUUCUGAAUAAAACAACCCAUCAGCUUUUAUUUGUUAGACAUCAGUUCAAAAUAGCUUUCUUCAGUGAACUGAAGCAAGACACACAAAAUGCUCUGAAGAAUUACAGGACUGCCUAUAAUCUUAUACACGAAUUGAGAGCCCAUGAAACUAAUAUUCUGGAAAUCAAGACCAUGGCAGGAUUUAUAAACUACAAGAUCUGCAGGCUGUGUUUUCAACACAACACCCCGUUGGAUGCCAUCGCGCAGUUCCGAAAGCACGUCGACCUGUGCAAGAAGAAGAUUGGAAGUGCGGACUUGGCUUUCGAGCACGCUGCGUGGAUGUCCAAGCAAUUCCAGGCCUUUGGAGACUUAUUUGAUGAAGCUAUUAAGUUAGGGCUAACAGCAAUUCAAACUCAGAAUCCUGGUUUCUAUUACCAGCAGGCAGCAUACUAUGCUCAGGAGCGGAAGCAGCUGGCAAAAACCCUCUGUAACCAUGAAGCUUCUGUAAUGUAUCCCAAUCCUGAUCCCUUAGAAACACAAACAGGUGUUCUUGAUUUUUAUGGACAAAGAUCAUGGCGACAAGGAAUACUAAGUUUUGAUCUUUCUGAUCCUGAGAAAGAGAAGGCUGGAGUUCUUGCCAUUCAGCUGAAGGAGAGAAGUGUUGUUCACUCUGAAAUAAUAAUAAGCCUUCUGAGCAAUGCUGUCGCACAGUUCAAGAAGUAUAAGUGCCCUAGAAUGAAAAGUCAUCUAAUGGUUCAAAUGGGAGAAGAAUAUUAUUAUGCGAAGGAUUAUACCAAAGCUUUGAAGUUGCUGGAUUAUGUGAUGUGCGAUUAUCGGAGUGAAGGCUGGUGGACUCUCCUCACGUCGAUAUUGACCACAGCUCUGAAGUGCUCCUACCUCAUGGCCCAGCUGAAGGAUUACAUCACGUACUCCCUGGAACUUCUUGGAAGAGCUUCAACUCUGAAAGAUGACCAGAAAUCUAGGAUAGAGAAGAACCUCAUAAACGUUUUAAUGAAUGAAAGUCCUGAUCCUGAACCCGACUGUGAUGUCUUAGCUGUGAAAACUGCUCAGAAGUUGUGGGCGGACCGAGUUUCUCUUGUUGGCAGCAAUGUUUUCACAAUAGGAGUACAGGACUUUGUACCAUUUGUACAAUGCAAAGCCAAGUUCCAUGCCCCAAGUUUUCAUGUUGAUGUACCUGUUCAGUUUGAUAUUUACCUGAAAGCUGAUUGUCCACACCCCAUUAGGUUCUCCAAGCUCUGUGUCAGCUUUAAUAAUCAGGAGUACAACCAGUUUUGUGUGAUAGAAGAAGCAUCUAAGGCAAGUGAAGUUUUAGAAAAUCUGACUCAAGGAAAGAUGUGCUUAGUUCCUGGAAAAACAAGAAAAUUGUUAUUUAAGUUUGUUGCAAAAACUGAAGAUGUGGGAAAGAAAAUUGAGAUUACCUCGGUGGAUCUGGUUCUGGGCAACGAGACGGGAAGAUGCGUGGUUUUAAACUGGCAGGGAGGAGGAGGAGACGCCGCCUCGUCCCAAGAAGCCCUGCAGGCGGCAAGAUCUUUCAGAAGACGGCCCAAGCUCCCCGACCGCGAGGUGCCCUGGGACGGCAUUGUGAUUCAGGCAAGCACCAUGAUCAUCUCCAGAGUUCCAAACAUUUCUGUACGUCUCCGACAUGAGCCUCCUGCCCUGGCCAAUGAGAUGUACUGUUUGGUUGUGACUGUUCAGUCCCAUGAAAAGACCCAAAUCAGAGAUGUGAAGCUCACUGCUGGGUUAAAGCCAGGACAGGAUGCCAACUUAACUCAGAAAACUCACAUGACUCUUCAUGGAACUGAGCUAUGCGACGAGUCCUACCCAGCCUUACUCACUGACGUUGCUGUCGGAGACUUGCAUCCAGGCGAACAGCUGGAAAAAACAUUGUAUGUUCGCUGUGGAACAGUGGGUUCAAGAAUGUUUCUUGUCUAUGUUUCUUAUCUAAUCAAUACAACAGUUGAAGAAAAAGAAAUUGUUUGCAAGUGUCACAAGGAUGAAACAGUAACGAUAGAAACUGUCUUUCCAUUUGACGUCGCAGUGAAAUUUGUUUCUACAAAGUUUGAGCACCUGGAGAGGGUCUAUGCUGACAUCCCCUUCCUGCUGAUGACCGACCUCUUAAGUGCCUCGCCCUGGGCCCUCACGAUCGUAUCCAGUGAGCUGCAGCUGGCUCCUGCCAUGACGGCCGUGGAUCAGCUGGAGUCUCAGCUGGACAGAGUUGUCUUACAGACUGGAGAGAGUGCUAGUGAAUGCUUUUGUCUUCGGUGCCCAUCUGUUGGACAUGUUGAAGGUGGAGUAGCAACUGGACAUUACAUUGUCUCCUGGAAGAGGACCUCGGCCAUGGAAAACAUCCCCGUCAUCAGCACUGUCAUCACUCUACCCCAUGUGAUUGUAGAAAAUAUCCCUCUCCAUGUGAACGCAGAUCUGCCAUCAUUUGGGCGUGUCAGAGAAUCAUUGCCUGUCAAGUAUCACCUUCAGAAUAAGACCAACUUGGUUCAAGAUGUGGAAAUUUCUGUGGAACCCAGUGAUGCCUUCAUGUUCUCAGGUCUCAAGCAGAUUCGAUUACGUAUCCUACCUGGCACCGAGCAGGAAAUGUUAUAUAAUUUCUAUCCUUUGAUGGCUGGAUACCAGCAACUGCCAUCUCUCAACAUUAACCUACUUCGAUUUCCUAACUUCACAAAUCAGCUGCUGAGGCGUUUUAUACCUACCAGUAUUUUUGUAAAGCCACAGGGCCGCCUCGUGGAUGACACUUCCAUCGCUGCUGCGUGAUGUUCCGGACAGGCUGUGGCCCUGCUUCCCCGCGCCUGGGCAGACCUCACGGCUGUGCCAUUGUGAACUGUAGCUUUGAUCAUGGUGAAAAAAUAAUCUGUUCUAUUUUUUAAUGGAUGUUACAGCAUCUAUUUGGAGGAAUUCGUGCUAAACAUAUUAGGAAAACCUAUCCUCUCUUAUAGUUUCACUAAUAAAUAUUUGAAAUCUGUCAGUGCGACGUGAAAACGUGUCAGACCGUUGUUACUGGUGACUGUUGAACAUUGAUUUGUGAAUUGUAAAUUCUUUGUGAGAGAUUUACAUGUACAGUGUCCCUGGAAAAGGAGGCAUCUUGAAAGGAAAGUGUAAAAUGGAAAAAAAAAAUAAAAUAAAAAAGAAAGAAAGUGCACAAAAGACUGUGCCCAGAAAAGUUCUCCAUCUCCAGUGAGUCUCUGUGAGAGGCAGGGUUCGUAUUUCUGAAGGAUGUGAAAGGAUUACAUGCAUAAUCUCCCAUAAACUAACAGUUUUCAGAAAGAUGCUGGGUCUAAGUAAGAGCUUUUAGUUCAGUUGUGCUGUUUCAAAAGAACUAUUUAAAACUUUUUAAAAAUUCAUGUAAAUAAAAAUCAAAGGGUAAAAUUUUUCUUUGUUAAAAUAUUUUAAUAAUUUAAAACUACCUGAUCUCCUGGAAAAUUCUACUAUCUAAAAAGUGGCAAUGUUGUAAAAACAGGAAGUGCUGAUGUAAAUAAAUACAUUCUCUUUCAAAGA